AUGGAGACGCCUUCAUCAAGUGAUAGCUUCGAGAAGAAUGGCGACUUGGAGAAGGGUGGUGUUAUGAAGGAUACAUCUUUGACCAACGAUGUAGUCCAGAACUACGCGUGGCGGAAGAUCAAUGUCCAAGUCAAGGAUCGCGCGACUGGCGACCCCUUGUCGAUUCUCUCGGACACCAACGGCAUCGUUCACGCUGGUGAAAUGAUUGCAAUCAUGGGACCUAGUGGAUCAGGCAAAACUACUCUCUUGAAUGCCGUCGCCCAUCGUGUGGCUGCGGCCGGGGCAACAACGACUGGUGAUCUCUUGGCCAAUGGCCAAGUAGCAAAUCUACAAAAGAUCCGCGACUUGUCGAGUUAUGUUGAGCAGGACGAUGCCCUCAUCGGUAGUCUGACCGUCCGAGAAACAGUCGGAUUUGCUGCUGGUUUGUCCUUGCCUAGCUCGGUUUCCAAAUCCGAGAGACAAAGAAGAGUCGAUAGCUUGAUUGCAAGCUUUGGACUACAAGAUCAGGCGCAUACGAUAGUGGGAACACCGAUCAAGAAAGGCCUUAGUGGUGGGCAGAAGAAGAGACUUGGAGUUUGCAGUCGACUAGUCACGGACCCCAAGAUUCUCUUCCUUGACGAACCAACUAGCGGUUUGGACUCGACGCUCAGCUUCGAGGUAAUGAAUUAUAUCAAGAAGAUUGGCCGAGAAAACAAUCUUGUUAUUAUUGCUUCAAUCCAUCAACCCUCAACGGCAACCUUUAUGCUAUUCGACAAGUUGUUCCUUUUGUCUCGCGGCAAGACUUGCUACUUCGGCCCAGUCUCAAAUGCACCGGAUUACUUCGGCAGGAUUGGGUACCCAAUGCCCUCGGCGGUUAACCCGGCCGAGUUCUUCUUAGACUUGAUCAACACGGACCUGGUAAAGGAAGGAGACGAUGUCGUUGCUCGCACCAAGGACAUCACUCAAAAAUGGCUAGUGUCUAAAGAAGCGGCCUCGAUCAACCAAGAAAUCGAAGAUAUCAUCGCGAAGGCGAAGCAACCAGGAACCUCUGUUCCCCAGCUGACAGAUAUCCAUGUUCAGAAACCUCGCAGCUGGGCAAUCCCAUUGGUACUUCUUCAACGUGCCUGGAUCAAAUCCUAUCGUGAUAUCGUUGCGUACGGCAUUCGAAUCAUAAUGUAUCUGGGCUUGGCUAUUCUGAUGGGCACUGUUUUCCUCCGCUUCAGUCCCACUCAGGAAUAUAUCCAGCCUUAUAUCAAUGCCAUGUUUUUCAGCUCUGCUUUCAUGUCCUUCAUGGCGGUAGCAUAUGUUCCUGCCUACUUGGAGGACCAGGCAACCUUCUACAAGGAACGAGCAAAUGGCAUUGUCGGUCCCUUGGCCUUCAUGAUAUCCAAUUUCAUCAUCGGCUUGCCAUUCCUUUUUAUCAUCGCCUUUUUGUUCGCGGUGGUAGAAUACUGGUUGACAGGUUUUCGUGCUAGCGGCACCGGGUUCAUGACCUUCCUCAUGUGGCUCUUCUUUGAUUUGGUGGCUGCCGAGUCCCUAGUUGUGCUGGUCUCGUCUGUGUUCCCUGUGUUUGUCGUCGCUCUCGCAGUUACUGCGUUCGUCAAUGGGUUAUGGAUGUGUGUGAAUGGGUUCUUGGUCCCGAUCACAGUUUUGAACUCCUUCUGGAAGUACGUGUUCCAUUACAUUGACUAUCAGGCAUAUGUCUUCCAAGGCAUGAUGGUCAAUGAGUUCAAGCAUCGAACCUACUCAUGCGGUAAGACUGCGGCUGGCCAGCAUCAGUGUGCAUAUGAGAGUACUCUGAAUUCGGAAGGCAUGAUCGCUGGUGUUGAUGUGUUGAAAAACUACGACAUUAAUGCCAAUAAAAUGGGCGAGUGGGUUGGCAUUAUCAUCUCAAUUAUCAUAGUCUACCGUCUGCUUGGCUACGUCGCAUUAAGGUUCAGGCAGGGAUAA
Molecule: messenger RNA, 1929 nt
Organism: Talaromyces marneffei
Lineage: Eukaryota; Fungi; Ascomycota; Eurotiomycetes; Eurotiales; Trichocomaceae
Exons: 3
Coding region: 1-1929 (642 amino acids)
Cellular component (GO): membrane
Molecular function (GO): ATP hydrolysis activity; ATP binding; ABC-type transporter activity
Source: RefSeq, a predicted model, not a curated record